Molecule: messenger RNA, 891 nt
Organism: Lactuca saligna
Lineage: Eukaryota; Viridiplantae; Streptophyta; Magnoliopsida; Asterales; Asteraceae
Source: the annotation of a GenBank genome assembly
AUGAAGAAGUCUCAGGUCUCGGACCUUUUCAAGUUCAAGACCCAAAUGGGUGAGAUGAUGGAAACCAUUAAACAAUCGGAGAAGAAAAGUUACGGAAUAGUCCAUAAUACAUUUUACGAGAUCGAACGAGAUUAUGCCGAUCAUUUAAAAAAGAUUAAUGGAACGAAAAUCUGGCAUAUUGGUCCUCUGUUUCAAUAUUUUAUUAGCGACUGUCGGAGGACGUCGGAGAAGCACGGUUGUGUGAAAUGGCUCGACUGUCAAAACCCCAAAUCGGUGAUAUACGUUUGUUUCGGUAGUAUGGUGAACUUCCUAGAAGCUCAGAUCACUGAAAUUGCUUUAGCACUUGAAGAUUCUAAACAACCGUUUAUUUGGGUGGUGAGGAAGAAGUUUGGAGAUGAAGAAAUCGGCGGGUUGCCGGAAGGUUUUCAGGAGAGGAUUGAAAAGGAAAACAAGGGCUUGAUCAUGACAGAGUGGGCUCCACAAGUGGAGAUUUUACAACAUCCGGCUGUCGGAGGGUUCUUGAGCCACUGCGGGUGGAACUCCGUGCUUGAAGCGGUCGUUUCCGGUGUGCCAUUGAUGACAUGGCCGUUGUACGCCGAUCACUUUUACAACGAGAAGCUGGUGGAGCUUUUAGGGAUUGGAGUCGGCCUAGGGGUGGAUGUUUGGAACUCUAGUUCGGUGAUCACCAGUCCAAUCAUCGGGAAACAGAGUAUAAGUGAUGCUAUUGAGAUAUUGACAGGUGGAUCCGCCAUAGCUGAAAGCAUAAGACGCAACUCAAAAGAGGCAGCCAUGAAAGCUAAACAUGUUGUUGAAGAAGGUGGAUCUUCUCAUAACAGUUUAAUGGCUUUGAUAGAAGAUCUGAAAGCCAGUAAAUUGGCCCCAAAACCUUGA